CUCUAUUUUCUCACUUGUCAAUGAGUAAACAAUGUCAAUCACUCCAUUCUAUAAAUAGAAUGUUAUAUUGCGAGAAUAUAGAUUCAAUUUUAGUGACACAAAAACUAGUACAAUCUUGAAAUAGAACUUUCCCCGGCCGGUCAAAUAAUUCUUGCUCGGCAUGUAGGUCCUUAUCAGUUCUAUCCGGUUAAAUUUACACAAUCAUACGAUCGAGAGCAAGAUGCAUGGAAUGAAGAAAAAAGAAAUUGGAAAAAAAGAAAAAGAUCUUUGAACAAAUUGAAUCGAAUCAUAUCAACCACCCCUCAACAAGUAGGUUGAUCUUCCCAAUUUCUAAUUGAUUUCUUUCCCAUUUCAAAUUUCCUUAUAAAACCAAUAUAUACCUCCCUCCUCCCGAAUCCCACUACGUGUAGUUUCUUUCUGGCCGGCCGGGUGUGGAAAACAGAAAUUAAUGGCGGCGGCGGCGGCUGCAGCUUCAUAUCCGAAGAACAAUGGCGGCGGUUGGGCGGCAGAGAGGGCGGAAGAAGACGAUGGGUCUUAUUCGUCGCCGCCGCAUGUGCUGGCUGUUGACGACAAUCUCGUUGACCGCAAGAUUGUUGAAAGACUGCUCAAAAGCUCUUCUUGUAAAGUGACAACAGCAGAGAAUGGUUUGAGGGCCUUGGAGUAUUUGGGUUUGGGAGAUGAUCCAAACAACACCCCAAACAUCAAUGGAUCAAAGGUGAAUAUGAUCAUCACAGACUACUGCAUGCCAGAAAUGACAGGCUAUGAGCUGCUCAAGAAAAUCAAGGAAUCAUCAAACAUGAGACACAUCCCUGUUGUCAUAAUGUCAUCUGAAAACAUACCCACUCGGAUCAACCAAUGCAUGGAGGAAGGAGCUCAGAUGUUUAUGCUAAAACCGUUGAAACAGGCAGACGUUAAGAGACUAUUAGGAGGCCAGUUGGCGCAAUAAUAAUAUGAUUGUCAAACAUCAAAUAUUACAUUGUACCUGAUAAACUAUGUUUAUCAUAUGUUGUAAUCUUAGUUAGCAAUCAUUCUUUGAGUUUGCUAAGAAUGAACAUUCAUAUGAAAU
This is a messenger RNA of Cuscuta campestris, 1066 nucleotides long. The record is from the annotation of a GenBank genome assembly. Lineage: Eukaryota; Viridiplantae; Streptophyta; Magnoliopsida; Solanales; Convolvulaceae.